UGAGACAGAAGGGGGACGACAAUAAGCGCUGGACCGAAGAGGAAAAUGGGGAGCUUCGACGGACAGCUGUGACGCAACAUCCGUUAUUAUCAGCGCUACGUUUGUGUCAUUGAACAACAUGGGGUCAUAAUGUUAUUACCAUUCUAAGCACUUUUCAUUCAACAUCAGCUGGAGGCGCCAUGGUAUAUGAGGAGUCGGAGUGACUUUUGUCCAGAACAAUAAUGGCCACGUACUCUCGGCUCCCGGGAUCCGUUGCUCUGAUAACGCUUCAGAAUCCACCUGUCAACGCGCUCAGUGCAGCGGUGCGACAGGGCAUAGUAGAUACGGUGCAGAGGGCCCUGAAGGACCCACAGGUGACAUCUGUAGUGAUCUGUGGACAGAAUGGGAAGUUCUGUGGAGGGGCGGACAUCAGGGAGUUUGCGGGGCCGAUGUUGGGGCCCCCCCUGGUGCCCAUGAUCCAUGCUAUUGAGGCUGUGGACAAGCCUGUGGCCGCAGCCAUCGAGGGAGUAGCACUGGGAGGAGGACUGGAGUUAGCACUGGGCUGCCACUAUCGCAUUGCACACUCCAAGGCCCUUCUGGGACUUCCAGAGGUGACCCUGGGUCUGCUGCCAGGCGCAGGGGGGUCACAACGUCUACCCAGACUCAUAGGGUUAACAGCCGCCCUGGACCUCAUCACUACAGGUCGCCAUAUCUCUGCUGCGGAGGCCCUGAAGCUGGGGAUCCUAGAUCAGGUUACCGAUAACAACGUUGUGGACCAGGCCGUGGAGUUCGUCCGGAGAGUUGCAGGCCAGCCCCUGGACUCCCGUCGUCUGAGCACCCUGCCCUGCCCCCCAGACGUUGACUCCCUCUUGGACAAAGCCAUGGUCAAGGUCCGGCAGCGCUCCCGAGGUGCCCUGGCUCCGGUGGCCUGUGUUCAGGCUCUGAUGGCGGCUGCCUCCCUACCUUACACCCAGGGUAUGGAGAAGGAGAGGGACCUGCUGACCACCCUGUUCAACAGCGGCCAGGCCCGAGCUCUGCAGUAUGCCUUCUUCUCCCAGAGGGUGGUGGGGAAGUGGAGUCUGCCUAGUGGGGCGAGCUGGGACAACAGCGCUGCCAGGACCAUCAGCAAAGCUGCUGUUAUUGGUCUGGGUACCAUGGGGCGUGGCAUCGUUGUGGCACUGGCUCUGACGGGCAUCUCUGUGGUUGCCGUGGAGACCCAAGAGAAGCAGCUGGCAGAGGCCAGUCAGGCGGUUCCGGCGAUGCUGCAGAGAGAGGCGCGGCGGCGAGGCUUGGCCACACCCCCAGGGGUUAUCUCCUUCAGCUCUUACUUGCAGGACGUUAGUGAGGUGGAGUUGGUGAUCGAGGCGGUGUUUGAGGACAUGUCCCUGAAGCUGCAGGUGUUUAGGCAUCUGACCUCUGUGUGUAGACCUGGGACCCUGCUCUGCUCCAACACUUCUGGCUUGGACAUCGACCAGCUAGCUGCCGUCACCCAGAGCCCUGGCCUGGUGGUGGGGAUGCACUUCUUUGCUCCGGCCCACGUCAUGAAGCUGCUGGAGGUGGUGUAUGGUCCGCGGUCAUCUCCGGAGGCGGUCGCCACGGCAAUGCAGCUGGGCAAGAGGAUGGGGAAAGUCAGCGUCGCCGUGGGCAACUGUCCGGGGUUUGUGGGUAACCGGAUGUUGAAGCCGUACCUGGAACAGGCCAACUUCCUGUUGGAGGAAGGGGCCACGCCCCAGCAGGUGGACGAGACGCUGGAGGAGUUUGGAUUCCCCAUGGGCGUGUUCCGGAUGUCUGACCUAUCAGGGCUGGAUGUGGGCUGGAGGAUCAGGAAGGAGGCGGGGCUUACAGGGCCAGGGGUGGAGUCAACCAGGACACGCCAUGGCCGACGUUACAGCCCGCUACCUGACCAGGUGUGUGAGGCAGGCCGGCUGGGCCAGAAGACGGGGAGGGGAUGGUACCAGUAUGACGGGCCUGGAGGCAGGGUGGCGCGGUCCGACCCCUGGGUGCACAUCUUCCUGAAGGCUUACAGGGCGGAGCACGGCCUGGUGGCCCGGAGCAUCGCCCCGGAGGAGAUCCUAGAACGCUGUCUCUACGCUCUGAUCAAUGAAGGCUUCAACAUCCUGCAGGAUGCCAUGGCCGCCGGACCGGAAGACAUCGACGCGAUCUAUGUGUUUGGGUACGGCUGGCCCCGGCACCACGGGGGACCCAUGUUCCAUGCAGGCCAGGUGGGAUUGGGCAGGAUCCUGGAGAGGCUGCAGCACCACCACCACAACCACCCUGACGUGCCUCAUCUGAAGCCCAGUACGCUGCUGCGGAGGCUGGUCGCAGUGGGAAGUCCUCCGGUCCAGAAGUGGAGAGAGUUCAUCAACAAAGAAAGAGUCCACAGUCAGCUCUGAGAUGCCCCAGUCUCACCUGUCAAUGCAACCCUGUGAUUGAAUAAUAAAGUCUCACAUUAGAGACACGCCCAGGGAUUUCUAGGGUGAUUUCUAGGGUGAUUUCUAGGGUGAUUUCUAGGGUGAUUUCUAGGGUGAUUUCUCUGGAUUUC
Messenger RNA from Oncorhynchus gorbuscha (pink salmon), 2521 nucleotides. RefSeq names its product enoyl-CoA, hydratase/3-hydroxyacyl CoA dehydrogenase (gene ehhadh). The record is from RefSeq and is a predicted model, not a curated record. The transcript is spliced from 10 exons. NCBI's taxonomy places the organism in Eukaryota, Metazoa, Chordata, Actinopteri, Salmoniformes, Salmonidae. Gene Ontology annotation, molecular function: NAD+ binding; (3S)-3-hydroxyacyl-CoA dehydrogenase (NAD+) activity. Gene Ontology annotation, biological process: fatty acid beta-oxidation. Bases 222 to 2372 code for a protein of 716 amino acids. Gene Ontology annotation, cellular component: peroxisome.